AUUAGCCCAGGGGGCCAGGCCCAUACGCUAACAGAGGAGGAGGGCAGCUCCAUUGCUAAGGUACUUGAGUGGUUUGGAAGGGUUUCCAAAGACAGCAGCAAAGUGAAGGAAAGACCUGGCUCUCCGGAGGAGGACAAAGACAACAAAGAUGUCCCUGAGGGACCUGAUACUUUAGAUACAGAAAAUAUGUCCCCCACACAAGAAGAGAUAAAGGCAAAGCCAUCACCAAAGCCCCGGAGAGGGCUGCUUGCAUUGUUUUCGAGAGCAGAAACGAAAGCUGACAGUCCUGAAACUUUGCUAACUAAAGAAGAUGUGGUGCACCACCCUGAUGACAAAAAAGACAACAUCAUUUCUGAAAGCCUGAAAGCUCCUCACAUACCCACAAACCCUGAAGUUGAUGACAUUUCCGAUGUGCAAAGUUCUUCUAAACUGAAUGUUGUAACAGAAGAACAUGAGGCAAGUGUACUUCUUUCUAAAACAGAAGACAGUGGUGCUUUAGAUGAUGUAGAUGAUGAUAACACCCCACAGAAAGAGAGUGUGGACCAUGGUGAAAGAUCACCAAGUCGACUUGCAAGCCUGAAAUCUUUCUGGGAGCGAGGGAACAAAGGACCGAAAAUACUCAGCAUCAAAAAAAGUGCAGAUACAAAUCAAGGUGAGAUGCCUAAACUAAGUGAGGAGGAAAACAAAGACAUGGAUCCAAAGUUGCCAGGGAUUAACGUCAACCCAUUCAAAGCAAACACAUCUUUUGGUAGCAGUGAAUGUCCAGAAGAUAAGAGUUCUCAUGAAAGAAUCGGAGAUGGUGCUGAUGCUUCUGUUCCUUCUUAUGAGGAGAAAUCCUUAACUUUUGAUAUUAAUCAGAUAACUCAGGAGCCGGAGGAGCAUGGACUUCAAACUGAGAUCAGCUCUGAGGAGCCACAGAGUUCACCAGUUAAACAGAAAGAACAAGAAGAUGAAAUUCCUCAUCCGGUGCCACUAGUCAGAAAGCUUCUCACUCAGCAAGAUAUUGAGCCUGCCACCAUCAGCAAUCUCAAGUCCUUCUGGGAGAAAGAAGCAAGUGGCCCUAAGAUAACUGUCAGCACUCCUGAGUCACCAGAUGUUCAGGAUGCAGCAUCUCUGAAAAAACAUUCUAAAAAAAUCAGUGAGUCUUCUCUGGAAGUGGGUUCCACCAGCCUGGAUCCAGUGGUAGGCCCUGAAAGACGGAAGUCCUCUCUGACCAGAGAGGCUGGAAUGAUCAUGCUCUCAUUGAAAGAGAAGAUAGAAAAGAGUCAACGGAAGCAAAGUCCUAGCAAAGUCCCUGUGAAAAGUCCUCAAGAUGAUACUGACAGGAUAUCCCACAGCACUCACCACAUUUCUCCACUCAAAACACUAAAGGCUGUUUCAGAUAAAGGCCAGAAGCGCAGUCCGAGAUCAUCCCCCAUUAGAAAUAUUAGCUCAGGUGUUCUGGAUCAUGACCACCAGUCUGGAGAUGAUAACCUAACAGCAGUCCUGACUCAGACCAGAACACCUAGCCCAAGACACCAACCUAAGGUGACACCAAGAGAUUCAUUUCCAGUCAAAGAGUCUAGAAAGAAUGGGUCACCAUUGAGAGCCUUUAUUAUAGAUGUCAAUCCAACUGAGGAGGUUUCAGCAGAAUGUCUGGAACACACAUCCCUAAACAGGGAUCAAAUAGGAUAUCCAGCAGGACAGUCACACACAGACAAAUCAAGUCCUAUCAGUGAUGAAAAGGAUCUUGCUGAGCAAAAUCUGAAGGUUACACCUCAACAGUCUCCUCCAUCGUCUCCUGGGAGGUUCCAGUCUUCUGGAAGAAUCAGCAUAGGUAAUAUUGGUGGAAUACAGAUAAGUCCUGUCCAUUCCUCACCUAGUUCUCAAGGUCAAACCUCAGCCUGUUUGACCUCACCUGAACACCGCAGAAAGACAUCAGAUGAAGGUUCAGAUGGAAGUCCAAUAAUGCUCAAAGAACGAAAGCGCUUGGAUGAUUUCCAGCCAAAUAUACGUCUAGCCAGGUCAUAUAUUCCUCUGAGUUAUCAGCAUUACCUGGGCCUACCUGAGUCCACUCACAAAUCUGGAUGCUCUGACCAGCCAAUCAGGCAGGAGUGGAUCAGAGUAGAGGUGGGGGAGGGUUCUGAACAGGUUUCCCAGGGCAGGGCGAGUAACGAGAGCUCGCCCUCUCGAUGCUCCCAGCCUGAGUCGGAGGAGAUUACCUUUGACUCCUCCAGGAGUGCCUCACCUGAUGCCUGGUCUCAGUCUCGGACAAGUUCAGUCUGUGGCAGUGUGGAACCCAGCCCUGUAAGAACAGCUCUGAAGCAAGCAAAUGUCAGGCCCAUUUCAAUAUCCAAGAGCUUAGAGAACCUGGCAAGUCUGCCCUCACGAGAAGAAAGGUGGAAAAAUGAGCCAAGGACUGACAUAACACUGAGUGUAGAAGAUGUGUCUGCAGCCCCCCUCGCCCCCAGCUCCUCUCUCUCAGACCCAGAGCAGAUGAAGAUGCUGAGUGUGUCUGUGCCGGCCUUCAUACAGCAGCAGAGAAACGGCCGAGGAAGCGACUGUACCUCGGUGAACAGUUUCUACUCUGAAAGACAGAGGAAAGACAGCACAAACACUUACCUUAGCACAUCCUCUGGCCGCGCCUCCUUGUCUUCUGUCAGUGGCAGUGUGAUGAGCAUUUACAGCACUGACUUUGGCAACGUGGAGGUCAAAGGGACCAUCCAGUUCGCCAUUAACUACGUGCCAAAGCUAGGAGAGUUCCACAUCUUCAUAGCUCAGUGCAGAGAUCUGGCAGCGGCGGAGCCCAAGAGGAACCGAUCUGACCCGUAUGUUAAAUGCUACCUUUUACCAGACAAAGCAAGGCUGGGGAAGAGAAAAACCACAGUGAAGAAGAAGACUCUGAAUCCUGCUUACAAUGAAAUCUUACGGUAUAAAAUACCAUUAGAGAACCUGAAAGCCCACACUUUAAACCUCUCUGUGUGGCAUAAUGACACGUUUGGGCGGAACAGUUUUCUUGGGGAGGUGGAUGUGGAUCUGUCAGAGUGGGACUUCAAUAACACACACAUGAUGGACUAUGCACUGAAAGGAAGGGUUCCAGCACAGAUGAGUCCGAAGCGUGUUAACCACUGCAUGGAAAUGAGUGGAGAGAUGAGAGUAGCUUUGCGUUUCCUUCAGCAGACCUCUCAAAGUAAAAAGACACCACAAACUGGUGAGGUACAGAUCUGGGUGAAGGAAUGUAAAGAUCUGCCAGCCAGAGAAGGAGCCAUAGAUCCCUUUGUCAAAUGCACUGUGCUCCCAGACACUGCUCGGAAAAGCAGACAGAAGACCCGAGUGGUGAAAAGGACGGCAAACCCAGUGUUUAACCACACCAUGGUGUAUGAUGGUUUCAGGCCAGAGGACCUGAGAGAGGCCUGUGUGGAACUCACUGUGUGGGACCAUGACCGGCUCAAUAACCAUUUCAUAGGAGGCAUAAGGCUCUGCCUAGGAACAGGUAAAAGUUAUGGUAAUGUGGUGGACUGGAUGGACUCUAAUUCUGCUGAAGCUGGGCUGUGGAAGAGAAUGAUUGAAUCACAGAAUGAAUGGGUGGAAGAUGUAGUACCUUUGAGAAUGCUGGUUAUGGCAAGAACGAUGUCCAAAUAGUAACGGACCUAUUUAAGAAAACACAACCUGCAUAAAAAAUAAAUAACAGACCAAAUUGCAGAAUGUGCUUCUCCAUGACAAACAUAGAUUACUUAAUUUGGGAUAAAGUCAAAUACUAACACUGACUUAGGAAACAUGAGAGCUGCAAACAUGUAUAUUUCAUAUAUUCUUGUAAAAUAUAUUUUCUGUAUUUCCUGCUGAGUUAUAGGAUUGCAAUCAUGUGCAAUCAAGUGUUUAUACAUGUGUAAAUGAUGGGUCUGUAUUAUGUUAAAAUCCCUGUCAAGAAAGGUUGCAAAGAAUGGAACGGUUUUUGUUUUGACUGUGAUUAAUCUACAUAUGUUAAAUCAUUUAGGAGAAAUGCACAGUAAGGAUGUUGUUCAGAGGCCAAUUUUAUGCAAAUAAACAUUAAAUGCUGAAGUAACUAAACAAUAAAAUGCUGUUAAUUGAUGAUUAUGUUAAAUAAAUGUAUUUUUAGAAAUGCAAA
Pygocentrus nattereri (red-bellied piranha) is the source of this 4105-nucleotide messenger RNA. It is a transcript of the gene sytl2a, whose product is annotated as synaptotagmin-like 2a. Gene Ontology annotation, molecular function: small GTPase binding; neurexin family protein binding. Gene Ontology annotation, cellular component: exocytic vesicle; plasma membrane. Bases 187 to 3621 code for a protein of 1144 amino acids. Gene Ontology annotation, biological process: exocytosis; intracellular protein transport. The transcript has 12 exons. NCBI's taxonomy places the organism in Eukaryota, Metazoa, Chordata, Actinopteri, Characiformes, Serrasalmidae. The record is from RefSeq and is a predicted model, not a curated record.